GCCUUCUCAUCUCUCCUCGAUCGCACCCCUUGCACACACUCUGAUCUCUCUCUGUAAAAUUUUUAAAGCAAUAUGGCUGGUGGAAAGAAGCUUACUAAAGAAGAAGAGCUAUUGCUCCAGGAUUUUAGUCGCAAUGUUAGUACGAAGUCAUCUGCGUUAUUCUAUGGAAAUGCAUUUAUUGUUUCGGCCAUUCCUAUUUGGGUGUACUGGAGAAUUCACCAAAUGGAUCUAGUACAGUCUGCAAUUAUUUUUGGCAUCUUCACCAUCAUUAGUACCUGUCUUGUUGCCUUUGCCUACAAAAAUGUCAAAUUUGUUCUCAAGCACAGAAUUGCACAAAAGCGAGAGGACGCUGUUUCCAAAGAUGUGAUGAAGAAGCUCUCUGAUGCUGAUAAUAAAAAGAUGCAACGGAAAGAGAAGGAUGAAAGGAUUUUGUGGAAGAAGAAUGAAGUGGCAGAUUAUGAGGCUACCACAUUUUCUAUUUUCUACAACAACACUCUGUACCUGUUCCUCAUCGUGGUCGCUAGUUUCUUUGUGUUGUCGUCAUUUGACCCCCAAAUUAAUUAUAUCGCAUCUGUACUUAUGGCAUCAGGUUUGCUGGCUCUCCUUUCAACUGGAACGAAAUAGGCAUCAGACGGACAACAACAAUUGGACCAAGGAAACUUCCUACAAAAUACAAAAUCUAUCUGCGACACUUCUCCAGUUUCUUUAUUAAAUGAUUAAAACUUACUUAUAUCAUAUUUCUGCUUAUUUCUGUGUCAACGAAAAUAUAUAAAAUUGAAAAUUUUUAAUGAAACAAUUGAAGUCACAAAGUUUGGCUGAUAUAUAAGAUGGAUAAAUUCUGCUUAAUGCUUCUUUGUCAUAAACAAUGGAAGGCCUUCACACUGUUGUGAGCUGACACCUGAUAAAGCAGUUAAUGAAUAUGCCUUUGUAAUACAGUAUAAAUAUACCUGGGUGCUAAUUAUUACAUCUAUCUUCUGACUAAACCGCCCUCAUUAGCAGUGGCGUUGCAGCUGUUGGCUCUCGCUUGUCAAAGCCAGGGGCCCGAGAACAUAAUGGCCCCCCACCCCCACCUAGGUCAUUCAGCAUUAUUCCUUUUGAUAAUGCAGAGAGACUGUGAUUAUCUUUUCCCCCACUGGGCUCUACCUGGACCUAACCCCCAAGGUGUUGGCCUUCAGCCUUUCUGUCACACCACUGCUCAUUAACUUAUAGGGAAAAUUGUUAAAAAAUAAAAAUGAAAUUAAAGCAUAGUUUUCUACAUUAUGUUCAAUAUGCAACAACACUAAAUAAACUUACUUGUAGAUUAUUAUAUUUAAUAGUGUAAUGGUUACAGUUUCGUAACUUGUUUUUUUUUGUAAUAAGAACAAGAAACGCAAACAUAAGCAGAAAAUAAAGGAACUGUAAAAAUACAUUUUGUGUGAAACAAUAAAAAUUCUGGAGAGGUAUCUUACAAAAAA
Messenger RNA from Anneissia japonica, 1454 nucleotides. RefSeq names its product translocon-associated protein subunit gamma-like. Gene Ontology annotation, cellular component: endoplasmic reticulum; membrane. Gene Ontology annotation, biological process: SRP-dependent cotranslational protein targeting to membrane. The coding region runs from base 73 to 624 and encodes 183 amino acids. The record is from RefSeq and is a predicted model, not a curated record. The transcript has 5 exons. Lineage: Eukaryota; Metazoa; Echinodermata; Crinoidea; Comatulida; Comatulidae.